Messenger RNA from Danaus plexippus (monarch butterfly), 2951 nucleotides. RefSeq names its product E3 ubiquitin-protein ligase MGRN1 (gene Mrgn1). Gene Ontology annotation, molecular function: ubiquitin protein ligase activity. Lineage: Eukaryota; Metazoa; Arthropoda; Insecta; Lepidoptera; Nymphalidae. Gene Ontology annotation, biological process: protein ubiquitination. Bases 129 to 2084 code for a protein of 651 amino acids. The transcript has 14 exons. Gene Ontology annotation, cellular component: cytoplasm. The record is from RefSeq and is a predicted model, not a curated record.
UAGUAGGUAGGUACUAAUUGUUAUUGACAAUUGACAGCUGUGAUGUUUUUGUCAUAACUUUUAUUACAAUUCAUCGCCAUAACAAAUUUAAAUAUUAUUAUAAAGAAAUAGAAAACUAAAUAUAAAGAAUGGGUGCUCUAGCCAGCAGGCAACAUGCAGGUGUAGAAGAAGCCGAUGUAGUCUCAAACCAUGCCUAUAAAUAUCCACCAAGAUCUGGUAAUUACUUCGGUAGUCAUUUCAUAAUGGGAGGGGAGAGAUUUGAUACUCCUCAACCAGAAGCGUAUUUGUUUGGUGAAAACGCUGAUCUGAACUUUCUCGGCAGCAGACCAACGCCUUUUCCGUAUCCACCUCCUCAAUCAAAUGAACCAACGAAAACCUUGAAGAGUUUGAUAAAUAUACGGAAGGAAUCAUUGAGAUUUGUUCGUUGUCCGGAACCGGUUGGUAAAUUAGCUGAAAAUAAAAUUAGUGACGGAGCCGUCAAGACAAUGGACUGCAAUGGAAAGGGAACUUACUACAACAUUGAAUUCACAUUUGAUUGUGAUGUGCGAUGUGCCAUUACUAUAUUCUAUUUUUGCACCGAAGAGGUGACACCCACUGGUGUUGUGUACUACCCUCGAGAUGCAUCAAUGACUUCCCAGACAUACCACUACAAGAAGGGAGCCAAUCAGCAAUUCUGCCAAAUCUCCCAUGUGUUUGAUCCUUCCAAGCAUCCCGAGGAGGAUCUGGUGUACAAUGCUGAUAGAGAGAUUAUUCCUAUUGCCAUAUACUGUUUGGUUGACGAAGGGCAAGAUGAAAUAAGGCAGUCUCAUACAACGAUAGCGGUCAUAGAGAAACAUUUGGAUGGAACGUACGUGCUGAAGGCUCUGAAGCAGAAGCUGUUUGUGGAUGGGCUGUGUUACUUGCUGCAAGAGAUAUAUGGCAUUGAGAAUAAGAACCUCGGCAGUCAGCCGCCGUCAGACGAGGAGACAGAGGACGGCGGGUCGGAGUGCGUCAUAUGUAUGUGCGACGUCCGUGACACGCUGAUCCUGCCGUGCCGUCACCUGUGCCUGUGCAACUCGUGCGCGGACUCCCUCCGCUACCAGGCCAACAACUGCCCCAUCUGUCGCGCGCCUUUCAGGGCUCUGCUUCAGAUACGAGCCUUACAGAGGAUCGCCAACCCCGCCUUACCAACCGCCGCCAGUCCGCCAGAUGGUAGUAUGGAGAACAUCCCGGCUGGUUACGAGCCGGUGUCCCUGAUCGAAGCCCUGAACGGUCCGGCGGCGAGGCCCCGACCUCCGCCCGCCGCGCCGGCCAUCGCCAGCCCUGACACGGACACCGCCUCACAGGCGGCGGAGGUCUUGAACCGCUGCAACCUGGAGCGGAGCUCGUCCACCUCUCUCGGCAGCGGCGGCAGCAGGAAGCCAGCCCAUCACCAUCCCCUGACACCAGAGUUCCGUAUGUCGGUGUUGUUGGCGCGCGACGAGGAAAAGAACGCCGAGGAGCCGAGACUUAACAAACUGAAAGCGCUCUCUAAGAGCUCCCUGAACUCCGACCACCGCCCGGAGAUCGCUAAGGCGGAGAGCGUCAGUGACGUCACGGGCGAGGGCGACGGCGGGGAGGGGGAGGGCGCGGAGGGGGGAGAGGGGGACAGCGACGACGAGAGACGGUCGCCGCUACUGACACACCUCACUAACGGGAUCGGCAAGAUGUCUGACAGCGCGGACACUCUGCGCGGCUCGCUGGCCCACAUAGACGACACGGACACCGAGGAGCCCGAGCACACGGACACCGAGCGGAACGAGCGGGACGAGCGGCACGAGCGAAACGAGCGGACCGACAAACAGAGACUCUCCGAGGGCGCGGCGGAUCACUCGGACCCUUACACGCCGGACGGUCCGAACGCGGCGGUCGAAACGCACGAGGUAGUUCAUGUAGUGCGGGAGUGCGCGCCUCAACGCUGGGCCCUGCCGCAUCACGUGACAUCCCUCCCCGGCACUCCCCUGUCCCAAGCGAGCGUGCGAUCGUCUGGUGACUCCUACAGCUCGUCGUCUUCCACUCGCCAACUGCUGGCGGGUGCUCCGCUAGCGGCCGAUACGCCGUGCUAGCGCUGCGCCCCCCUCUCAGUCUUGCCGCAUCCCGAGAUACACUUGUAAGGUGUCCCGGGUGUGAAUUGACUGCGAGUCCAUUAAUUUGGAGGUCUAAUGUCUACAAGAAGGGUUGAAAGUCGAUGACAGUUUUGGACUCCAUAAUAUAAUUGACGCAAUUCUUUGUUAGAAUUGAAAUUUAAAAAUCAAUGAAAAGCAAUAGUUUACGUUUCUAUACACAAAUGACAAUUAAUGUAACCUGAGAUACAACAACUGUAUGUUAAAAAUAUUGUAAAUAAUUGAUUGACACAGUAAUCUUAGAAUAUUUAUAUAAGGUAUAGGUAUAUUAACAACAAAAUAAUAGUGUUCUAAGAAAUGUAAUUAUAUUCGCAAUAUAGUUUAUGAGAAUCACAAAUUUCCCCGUAAACUAACUAAUAGUAUACACUCAUGUGUCAUACUAAAUCAAAAUUAUUACACAAUACAUUAAAUUUUUACUAUAUACAUAUAUAUACCUUAAAUUUUUCCUCUUUCUUGUAACAAAUUAUAUUUAUGUAUUAAAAAAUAAUUCUAUAGGGUAGGUACGAUCUGUUACACUAAACCACUAGGCUUGGUAUAAAUGUUGAUAGAGAUCUGAUGUGUUAUAAUUUUAUUCCUAUGUUAAUAAUUAUUUAAUAGGAAGCUUUUAAGUUUUACGAAUUUAAUCCGACACAACGUGUUAAAAUCUUCUCAUAUUAUAUAAUAAAAUUAUUAUGACUGAUAGAAACAUUCCUGAAAUAUAAAAUUAUAUUACGAGUAAUAAACAUAGCUCGGUAGUGUCCUUAGCAUACAUUUAAUUAUACAGCUAUUACUAUGUAAAUAUAUCUGUAUUAAAAAAAUAUUUAAUCCGCA